CAUGUGACAUCUGAUAAAAAUGGCCACCUUCGUGUUUUGAUUAAUAAUACUUUUAUGUUUGUUUCAUUCUUCGUAGAAUUUGAAUAGAUAACACACAUUUAGUAAACUGUUUUUCCCCCUUUAAAUUUAUGACAAUCAAUACAAACUGCUAUUUGUUAUACGAGUUAGACUAUGCACAUUUGUGUAUAUUAUAUAGAAAGCUAGCUAGUUGGCUGGCACAAUAGGUAAGCUAAAGCUAGCUGAAAGUAAAGGAUAAACGAUGGAGUUGAGUGCCGACGAGAUCCGCAGGAGGAGACUGGCAAGACUGGCAGGAGGACAAACAUCCCAGCCCAGCACUCCCCUGACGUCCCCACAGAGAGAGUCCCCCCCUGGGCCCCUUCCUGGGACCUCAGGGGCCACACCCCAGCCCUUUCCACCAGCUGCCUCACACGCACUGGGACUCAAUGUCCAGAGUGUCACCCCCGCCACCUCUCCUAUGGGCGCCUCUGGUGUGGUGUACCGCAGUCAGAGCAGCGAGGGUGUGAGCUCCCUCUCCAGCUCUCCCUCCAACAGCCUGGAGACCCAGAGUCUAUCCAGAUCUCAGAGUAUGGACAUCGACACUGCCUCCUGUGAAAAGAGCAGCAUAUCCCAAGUGGAUGUGGACUCAGGGAUAGAGAACAUGGAGGUGGAGGACAGUGACCGCAGGGAGAGGAGGAACCUGGCUGAAAAGGAAUCCGCUGAAACCUCAGAUGUCUCUGAAGAGCAGGCUCUGCAGCUCAUCUGUAAGAUCCUGCGUGUCUCCUGGAAGGAGCAGGACAGAGAUGUCAUCUUUCUCCCCUCGCUUGCCACAGAGUUCCACCAGAGCAGCCCCAAAGAAGUCUACUCUGACUUCAAAGACCUGAUUGGCCAGAUCCUGAUGGAGGUUCUCAUGAUGUCCACCGUGUCGCACAUCCACAACCCCUUCGGCAGCCUGACUGCCACGUCCCAGCCAAUUGCUGCUGCCAAAUCUCCCGACCACCACCUGACGCUGGUUCAGCCCUCUAGCCAGGGUGGCAGUCCCAUGGCCACCUGUGCAGGCUCAUUUGGGGCCAGCUCUCUGUCCAGCCUAUACGGGUGUAGUCCACACCCACUGGCUUUGAACCCAGCCAGGAUGACCUCUCCACCUCUACCUGCCUCCACCCCCUCCUCUCCACAUCCAAUGGUAGCCCCAAGUCCCCCUACUAUGGCCAACCCCUCUAGGCUCUCUCUCUCCGCCCCCCUGCCCGUCUCCCAGCGCUACCGGCCCUACUCUGUCACCUCUCCCUCAGGGUUCUCCACCCCCCCUUGCCCCACUCUGGCUAGCCUCCCUGGGUUUUCCUCCGUCCCUGGCCCUGUCCCUGCAUGUUUCCCAGUACCGCCCAUCGCCCUGUCCCAAGCCCCAGCCCCAAGACUACCAACCUCUCCCCAGUCGGUUCUCCUUCCCUCCCCCAGACCUCGCCCGCCCAGCUCCAUGCCCCUCCCUCUGGUGCCCACCUCGCCCAGAGCAGCUUCCCGACAAGCUGUCCGGAUCCCGUCUAGUCUGGGUGUGUCUGCAGGGGGAAUGGACUCGCAAUCCUGCAGCGACUGCUUCUCCAUCGAGGCGUGCAUGGAGACUGAGAUGCUCAACUACCUCAUCGAGCGCUUCGACAGUGCAGGCAUGGAGGAAAGUAAGGCGCCCAAGAUUUGCAGCCACCCCGGUGUCAGCCAGCUCCUCAGCAACAUACGCUCACAGUGCAUUUCCCAUGCCGCUCUUGUCCUUCAGGGCGCCCUCACGCAGCCCAGGAGCCCCCUGCAGCAGUCCCUGCUGCUGCCCUACAUGCUGUGCCGAAACCUGCCGUAUGGCUUUAUCCAGGAGCUGGCCUGUAUGACCCACCAGGAGGAGGUCUUCAGACAGAUCUUCGUUCCAAUCCUUCAAGGGCUGGCUCUGGCUGUGAAAGAAUGUUCCUUCGACAGUGACAACUUUAAGUUCCCCCUCAUGGCUUUAGCUGAGCUCUGUGAGAUCAAGUUUGGGAAGACUCACCCCAUGUGCAAUGUGAUGACAUCUCUGUCCCUGUGGUGUCCCAAGUCUCUGGGCCCGGGGAUGGGCCGAGAGGUUCAGAGACUGUCCUUCCUGGGAGCAUUCUUCAGCCUGUCUGUCUUUGCAGAGGAUGACACCAAAGUGGGUGACAAGUACUUCUCGGGCCCAGCCAUCACCAUGGAGAACACUCGCGUGGGUAGCCAAACCCUGCAGCACUACCUGGAGUCAGCCCGGGGUGACUUGUUUAAGAUUCUCCACAACAUCCUACUAAAUGGAGAGACAAGAGAGGUAGUGCUCAACUACAUGGCAGCUCUGGUCAACCGCAAUGUGAAGAAAGCCCAGUUGCAGACAGACGACAAGCUGGUGUCCACGGACGGCUUCAUGAUUAACUUCCUGUCGGUGCUGCAACAGCUGAGCAUGAAGAUCAAGCUGGAGACGGUGGACCCGUACUACAUUUUCGACCCCCGCUGCCGCCUGCAGGUCAGCCGUGAGGAGACCCGGCUCAAGGCCACCAUGGAAGAGCUCAACACCUGGCUGGCCGAGAUACAUGACCCCUCCAAGUUCUAUGAUCCCAAGUUCCCCACAGAGUGUUUCUUUCUGACGUUGCACACCCACCACCUGUCCAUCCUACCAGGCUGCCGACGCUACAUCCGCAGGCUGAGAGCCAUUCGCGAGCUCAACAGGACGGUGGAAGAGCUGAAGAAUAGUGAGAGCCAGUGGAAAGACUCUCCCCUGGCCAUCCGACACCGAGAGAUGCUGAAGAGAUGCAAAACCCAGCUCAAGAAACUGGUGCGCUCUAAAGCCUGUGCCGAUGCUGGUCUUCUGGACGAGAACCUGUUACGCAGAUGUCUGCAGUUCUACAGUAUGGUCAUUCAGCUCAUCCUACGCAUGGUGGAUCCUGCCUACCCACACAUAACUCUACCACUGAAUCCCGAGAUCCCCAAAAGCUUUGCUGCUCUGCCAGAGUUUUACAUUGAAGAUGUGGCCGAGUUCCUGCUUUUUGUUGUGCAGUAUUCCCCUCAGGUUCUGUAUGAGCCCUGCGUCCAGAACAUUGUCACCUUCCUGGUGGUGUUCAUCUGCAGUCAGAACUACAUCCGGAACCCCUACCUGAUCGCCAAGCUGGUGGAGGUUCUGUUUGUCACCAACCCAGCUGUGCAGCCGCGCACCCAGCGCAUCUCUGAGAUGAUGGAGAACCACCCACUGUCCGUCAAACAUUUGGUCCCGGCCCUCAUGAAGUUCUACACUGACGUGGAGCACACCGGUGCCACCAGCGAGUUCUAUGACAAGUUCACCAUCCGCUACCACAUCAGCACCAUCUUCAAGAGCCUCUGGCAGAACAUGGGCCACCAUGGCACUUUCCUGGAAGAGUUCAACUCCGGGAAACAGUUUGUGCGUUACAUCAACAUGCUGAUCAACGACACCACCUUCCUGCUGGACGAGAGCCUGGAGUCCCUGAAGCGCAUCCACGAGGUCCAGGAGGAGGUUAAAAACAAGGAGCAGUGGGAUCAGCUUCCCAGGGAGCAGCAGCAGAGCCGCCAGUCCCAGUUGACCCAGGAUGAGCGGGUGUCACGCUCUUACCUGGCCCUGGCUACAGAGACGGUCGACAUGUUCCACAUCCUCACCAAGCAGGUCCAGAAGCCCUUCCUCCGGCCCGAGUUGGGGCCUCGUCUGGCGGCCAUGCUGAACUUUAACCUCCAGCAGCUAUGCGGGCCCAAGUGCCGGGACCUGAAGGUGGAGAACCCAGAGAAGUACGGUUUUGAGCCCAAGAAGCUCCUAGACCAGCUUACUGACAUUUACCUGCAACUUGACUGUGCCCGCUUCGCCAAGGCCAUCGCCGACGACCAGCGGUCAUACAGCCGAGAGCUCUUUGAGGAAGUGAUUUCCAAGAUGAAGAAAGCCGGCAUCAAGUCCACCAUCACCAUUGAAAAAUUCAAGCUGCUAUCGGAGAAGGUGGAGGAGAUAGUCGCCAGGAACUCGCAGUCCGAAAUGGACUACAGUGACGCACCUGACGAGUUUAAAGACCCUCUGAUGGACACAUUAAUGACUGACCCUGUGAUACUGCCCUCUGGGAACAUCAUGGACCGAGCCAUCAUCCUCCGCCACCUUCUCAACUCCCCAACUGACCCCUUUAACAGACAGCCUCUCAACGAAAGCAUGCUGGAGUCACUCCCUGAACUGAAGGAGAGGAUCCAGGCAUGGAUGAGAGAGAAGCAAGGCCAGGGACGUUUCCUCUAGUAACACCCCCAACUCCGGGGGUAAAGGAUGUUAUCACCACGACUGAAUUCAAUACCAUCAAGAACAAAUUGAAAAAAAGAAACCUGUGAUUUUUCUCCCUUUAGAUGACGAUCUGAGAAAAUAAGGAUAAAGGCCCUUGGCUCUAAAAAUGAAACAUAAUAAAAAUUAUGACUUUUAAACA
This is a messenger RNA of Salvelinus namaycush (lake trout), 4430 nucleotides long. Its product is annotated as ubiquitin conjugation factor E4 B-like. Gene Ontology annotation, molecular function: ubiquitin-ubiquitin ligase activity. The transcript has 28 exons. Gene Ontology annotation, biological process: protein polyubiquitination. Bases 260 to 4249 code for a protein of 1329 amino acids. Gene Ontology annotation, cellular component: nucleus; cytoplasm; ubiquitin ligase complex. NCBI's taxonomy places the organism in Eukaryota, Metazoa, Chordata, Actinopteri, Salmoniformes, Salmonidae. The record is from RefSeq and is a predicted model, not a curated record.